CGUGUGCCCGGUGUAGCACGCAUCACUAUCCCAGCUACAGGUGAGCGCGUUUCGGUGCUCGCAGGCAUAGGUUUGAAGCCCCACGCGGCGCCAUGGCAUACAUGUUGACACCUACCUCUCCUCAACACAGCUGUCCUGCCCGGGGCCAGACACUGCGAACAUACUUCUCGCCCGGAAUAAGUGCUUACUUCAUGGCUAGUAACGAAACAGCAUUUGAGGUUGCGUUCCUGGAAGAGUGCGAGAUGCACAUGUUCAGCAACCACGCGUCCUUCAAGGGAUUUGAGACUGUGUAUAACCGUACACGCAGCGAUCCACAGUUCAAGUUGCCUCUGUUGUGUCGCAAGCGGCUGACAGAGGCAUACUUCCGCUCGGGGCUACAGUACAGGGCGCCGCUGAGCAGCUAGACGCUGACCUGUUGCGAUUUCAGGACGAGUACGUGGAUACAUUCAGCCUGCGUUGGGGGCGUUACCAUUUAUGUUCCACCCCAGGUGCGGAGAGUGCCCUGUGACCAUGCUAUGUAACUAUGACCACAGCAGGAGAUGGAGUGUGCACGUGCUUAGCAGGGACACCGCUGAGAGGAUUGCUAAGGGGCCACCAAAGCCGAAGAACCUGUGGAGGCGAGAGGUGCGGGGCACUGCGGGGUGAGCACGCAGGGAGAAAGCAUAUACAAUGCAUGGGUAACAUGGGCACCCGGGGCCUUACAUUUGGCAUGUACCAAAAAGUAUAGUAGUCACGCUCAAUCGUUCGAGGUUGCUUAGCGUGGUGAAGUCGCGCCAGCAGCGCCGGACAUGCAGAACGUUGCCAUAGAUGACCGAAGAAAGCGCCUGGAGAAGAAAGCAGAAUGGCUGUACCAGAAUGUGUAUACGAGGAGUGGGGGUAGCGCUGAUUUUGGCGCGCAGUCUGGAGCCGUUAGUCGCCAGGAAGAGCAAGACAUACAUGUCCACACGCGCCGGUAAAUGUGGCAAGGCUGCUACCAAGAAGCACGCCAAAGUUAUGAGUUGCGACCAAAAGCUGUAUGACGUCGAAGACGACGAGCAAGGGCAUCGAGAUAACGAGCGAGCGGAUGAACUUGACCACUUCAGCUGCCGAGAAUACCAAUAGCGUCAAGUCUGUAACAAGUGACCUGCGAUAUACAAGACAUGUAUCAAAUGCAUGAAAAUGUCUAGCGUCCCAAGCGGAAGCCGACCGAUACUCACCCUCCCGCGCGCAAGCUGAGGCAAAGAACGUUCGCCUGCAGACGGUGUAAGCAGCGCUUGAUUGUCUGGGAUGUCCACAAGAUGUUGUGGAUAGCGGACACGAACAACACUGGCACGAGGCCGGCGGUCAUGGAAAUGGCAAAGCUCCGGGUCCAGUAAACGGCACCUGCACGUAUCGUGUUAAGUCACUGUUCCUUCACACGUGGUGGCCUAAAGCGGUGGUAUACGUGCCUGUCCGCGUGUUGAGUUCCUGAAGGGCUCCGCAACUGAGUUCCAGGACAGCGUUGACCAUAACGCAAGACUGGGCCGAAAAGCCAACCGGUCCGUUGUCAGGGACGAAGAACAACUGAAAGACGUAUACGACCGCGGUGAGGGCCACGGAACACGGUGAAAGGAUUCCGCUGGUCGCCAUUGAGCGCGGCGGAGCAAGUGGAUAGGGCAGCGAGAAGGGCCACGAAUAGCGCAAACUGCGCCAUAUACCGGCCGAGGCCCACCAGCACGGCGCUCGCGUGCACAAUCCUGGCCGACCGGGCGCUGGUGCUGAAGGGCUCAUGCCCAGGCUCCUGCACGUUUUCGACAGUCUCGGUGUUGGGGCGUUUGCGUAUGCGUGGCAUUUUGUCAGUUGUAAUAAUGGAAGUGCCAAAGUGAACGUGAUUUACACACCGAGGGGUGUGGGGCCGGGCUUACUUCAACGGUGGGCCAAUUUGGAUUUCAACUUUGAAUCCGGACAGUCAGUCCCCCUGACGGCAUGUUCCCAGACGCGCCAGUAUCCCGGGCUCAGAAGAACGCAUGUACUUGCACGCUUAUGGAGUUCUAACGUGAGACGAAACACAGUCGGGACUGAAAGGUCACACAUAGAAAUGGUUCCUCAACUGGCGGCAGCAUUCACAGGGAUUCCAGGAGUAUUGGCGCUGCUCUUGUUCAUCGUAACAGUGAUUAGGUUUCCACGACCGUUUGCGGACCGGCACAAAAUUGUUGCCGCCAUACUGGAGAAAUGCGACAGGGACAUUUUUGGAGGCAGCUUUCAGCAGGCCGCGACUGCACUGGUAUGGAAAUUGAGCUCGUCAUUUAUGAUGCACCGAUUGACGCCAGUUGCGCGCAGGGCUGCUUCGACGAUUGCUUGAAGGCCGAGGGCAUCGCUACCGACCAACCACUUGGCACACUGCUCCGUCGCAUAUUGCGCAUGUGCUGCCGCGAUGCCAACCAGCCCGAGGCGGUGCUUACUUACAAUAUUCCG
Molecule: messenger RNA, 2433 nt
Organism: Chlamydomonas reinhardtii
Lineage: Eukaryota; Viridiplantae; Chlorophyta; Chlorophyceae; Chlamydomonadales; Chlamydomonadaceae
Exons: 2
Coding region: 192-404 (70 amino acids)
Source: RefSeq, a predicted model, not a curated record